Sphaeramia orbicularis (orbiculate cardinalfish) is the source of this 4987-nucleotide messenger RNA. It is a transcript of the gene rnf111, whose product is annotated as ring finger protein 111. NCBI's taxonomy places the organism in Eukaryota, Metazoa, Chordata, Actinopteri, Kurtiformes, Apogonidae. The transcript has 15 exons. The record is from RefSeq and is a predicted model, not a curated record. The coding region runs from base 470 to 3580 and encodes 1036 amino acids.
CAUUUCUUUUUUGUCCAGUAGAAACAUAAUAGAGAUGCCGUACUAUCUUUAAGAUUCGAUAGGAUGCCUUUUCGAAUCAAAAUGAUUGAGUACAAUCGGGCAUUUGAUUUGAGAAGUGGGGCUAGCCCAGCGUUAGCUUAGCCCUUAGCCGUCCAGGGCCCACUGCCUUCAUUUCUCUGCUCUGCUCGGGACUGUGUUGUCAGUUUCACAAUCCCAGAUACUAACGUCCUCGGAUCGCGAUCUAUGUAUAGGCCUGUCUAGUUCCUCUAUGGGUAAACAUUUAGAUAGUUGCCCGUUUUCAACGUUUGUCACUGUUUCCCAUAGGAUUCGACAUCGUUUGUUACAAAAAGGACGGUGACACAUUUUGAAAAAGGACUUAAACACAGGUUUUGUGAGAUGCAGUGGGUAGACGCUUAGGAACUGAUGUACGUGUACUUGGAAUUUGCCCUGUGAGGACGGACCUGCCACCAUGAAGAGUGAGGUGCCAUCUGAGGCCCCCAGCAGACAGGACCAUCUGAAGGAGCCCCUGGUGAAUCCCGAGCCGAUUGAGGGUGCCAAGAGCUUUCCUAACAACAUGGAGGUGAUUGGCAAAGCGGGCAGCGAGUACGCAGAGCUGUGCUCCGAGUCCAGGCAUCGGCCCUUGAGAGAUACAGGGACCCACAGAGACUCAGAACGGAGCAUCCCUGGGCGUAGAAAAAGAAAAGGCCAACAGGCCGGCCCGUCAGACUGCUCGCUGAAAGAGGGCCACAUAAGUGAGAAUUCACUGGCCUCACAGCGUCCCAGGGUAGAACUUUUACAACACCCUAGUGAGGACGAGCAUAAUCACGAGUCCUCUUUUAGUGACUGUGCUUCCUCCCCUUCCUCCAGUCUGCGAUUUGGGGACUCGGACACUCUCAGCUCAGAGGAUGAGGGGGAAGCUGGAGCAACAGGGGGCCAGCAAAAGGCUCCUGCCUUGACAACAGGAGGGGCGGCCGGAGUUGGUUUACGUCCUGUUCUGGGUCGAACUCGGGGGAAUCGCUCUCAUAAGUGGAUGCGGUCUGAAGCAGAGCCGGUGCUGCUCAAACGACCGUGUCUGAACAGCCGGCGACCUCUGCAUAGAAAACGCUAUGUGAAAACAGCUCCUGGAGGGGGUCAGCGGACUCAGAAGCAAAAGGAGCGAUUACUACUGCAGAGGAAGAAACGUGAAGUAAUUGCUCGUAGGAAGUACGCUCUACUCCACAGCACCAGUAGUUCCAGUGAGGAGCUGAGCAGUGACUCGUCCUCCCCCUCUUCUACCGAAGCAGAAGAUGAGCUGUAUGUCGACGUGAGCAGCACCAGCAGUCAGCCCAACAGUGCUACUGUAACUACAGGUGCUCUGGAUGAGGAUGUGGUGGUGAUCGAGGCAACACCGGCUCCAGCUCCUGCUGUUCCAGCCAGUGAGGAGAUCAAUGUCACCUCCACAGACAGCGAGGUGGAGAUCGUCACAGUCGGAGAUGGUUUCAGGUCACGCUCAGUGGGGGGUCUCAGCAGGAUCUGGGCUAAUAGCUGCUCCCAGAACCGGCUCCAGGAAUCUCGUGGACGUCACAGACUCUCCACCGUCAUCCAACCACUGCGUCAGAAUGCUGGGGAGGUGGUGGACCUCACCGUUGAUGAAGAUGAUCUCUCAGUUGUGCCAACAACCUCUGGCAGCAUUCACCCUCAAACAGUCAGGUCAUCCUCGUCAUCAUCUUCCCAUCAUGCCUCUACCUCAGAGCUCAACGAUGCCCCAGGCCCUUCCACCAGCUGCCCAGGUUCAAUACCUGAAAGUAUGCACACACAGAGGCCCAGUGGUUCAUCUCGUAAAGCCACAGAGGAUGACAGUAGACCAGGUUUGUCAGUAACAGCAGGAGAAAGUGGAGGCACAGCCAUGCCCAGACUGCCAUCCUGCUGCCAGCAGCACUCCCCAUGUGGAGGGCCCUCUCCUGGUCACCUGUCCCUGAGCCACUCCCACUCAAGCUGCUUGCAGGCGUCAUCCUCCCAGCAGGCCAGCAGCGCUCAGCAUGGUCACGGUCACAGCCACAAUCACAGCAACACUCAUCACUUCCUCCACCAUGUUCAUCACCCAGCGCCCCAACCCCCGGGCACCCUGCCCUUCCAGGAGCCCAGCUGUCCCGUGGAGCGACCCAGUGCUCUGCCGGCCCCGUGCGCUGGAGUCAGCAGCAGCAGCAACAGUAGUAGUAGCAGCAACACAGCCCACUACCAUGACCAGCAAACCCUGCCAGUGGACCUCAGCAACAGCAGUGUUCGGAGCAGUGGAAACAGUGGGGCUAGUUUCCAUGGCAGUACCUCUGCUUUUGAUCCGUGCUGCCCAGGAUCCACGUCACGGCCUCCUGCGUUCGUGUCACAGGCCACCCCUGGGCCCAGCCAGCCCUCUGCUGUGGACUCGUUCAGCUCCUCUAUGGUGGCUCAGCCUCAGCCUCAAACACAGCCCCAGCAGCCCUGCAGACAUUACAUGCACCCAUCCUAUGGAUCCCUAGCUCGUUCACUGCAUCAUCAACCCUCCUCAGCCUGCCCCCAUUCCCACGGGAACCCCCAACUGACACCUCAGCCCCCUCCACAGGGCGAUUAUGUCAUCCCCCAUAAUGUCCAUACCUUCCACGCACCACUGCCAUCCCACCCCUCGGGUCACGCCGUGCCCCCUGCUCCUCCCCCUCCUCUGCCCGGCCACCACCUCCCCAGUUCAAGUGCCCCACUGGCCCAGCACCUGCCUGCGGACCACCAGACCCUGCCGCACCAUAUGCCGGCUCUGGGGGCCUCAGUGCAGAGGCUCCAUCAGCAUGAGAUGCUGCAGAGGAUGGAGGUGCAGAGGCGUAGAAUGAUGCAGCACCCCACACGAGCACAUGAGCGUCCGCCUCCACACCCCCACAGAAUGCACCCCAACUAUGGCCAUGGACACCACAUCCAUGUACCACAAACUAUGUCUUCCCAUCCUCGCCAGCCAGAGCAGAGAACAGCCUGGGAGCUUGGCAUCGAGGCUGGUGUGACUGUGGCACCGUACCCUUCAGGGCACCUGCACUCCCACCUGCCCCACUACCACCCUCCCCCCAGACUGCACCACUUCCCCAUCCCCUUCAUGCACACUGGCAUAUCUGAAGUGACCUACCCGCACAUUCGGUACAUCUCAUCUAGAAUGACUGGCUUUGGAAGAACCUAUGAGGACCUGCUGCAUCUAGAGGAAAGACUGGGGACUGUGAACCGAGGAGCCUCUCAGGGAACCAUAGAGAGGUGCACUUACCCACACAAGUACAAAAAGAAGGUGUUGGAGAGAGACAUUGACCAACAGUUAACCCCUGAAGCUUGGGCAUCUAUUGGGAAAAAUAUGCACGCAACCCCAGAAUCGAGAAAGCUGCAUGGUAAGCAAGACGAAGACGAGGGGGCAGAUGAAGACACAGAAGAAAAAUGCACCAUCUGUCUGUCAAUCCUGGAGGAGGGGGAGGAUGUCAGACGUCUACCAUGUAUGCACCUCUUCCAUCAGCUGUGUGUGGAUCAGUGGCUCCUCACCAAUAAGAAGUGCCCCAUCUGCAGAGUGGACAUUGAGGCGCAGUUGUCUGCCGAGAGUUGAUGCUGUUUUUCUAACAACCCUUUUGUUGAAAUUUAUUUUGACAUCCUGUUAAUUUUCUCUUCAGUACUGCAGUCAACCAAAGAUGGCAUGAAUUACCUGCGCAGCUCUACUAUGAGAAAAUAUAAAACAAAACAAAAAAAACCAUCUGACAAAAAAGCAUCGAGCCUAGAGUGCCAGCUAUCACAUAUUACUACAACGGCUAGAAUUCUCCAUUAAGGGUUUAAAGUUUUAUUGUAUUUAUGAAGCUUUUAUGUAGCUUUUGAUUGUUUCCUCAAGUGUCAUUUUUGUUUUGUUCUUCUGCAUGUUUCCUUGCAAUGCAUUUCUUUGCACAUAUAACGUGGGCUAACACAGCCUAACAACUUGCAGGUGAGGAUAGCUGCUCUAGUAAAGAUGCAUUUCUGUAAACCUAAUGCCUUGCUUUACUAGAAUAGAAUGUCGACCUCCAGUUAAAAAAAAAACAUUGCAGGAUUCAUUUUACCAAUCAUUGUAUUGAUUAGUUUAUGUUUAGAAGAUGUGGAUUGUUAGUGACAGAUGUUUUUUUAAGUAAAAUCGAGACAUUCCUAACUAGGGAAAUAUGUUAACAGAGCUGCUGUAUUAGUGCACACCCAGUAUUUCUAGAGUGGAAAUAAACUCCAAUGUUCACCUCACUCCCAGCUUCGCUACAGUGUCACCUCCCUCUAGCACCUUUCAUUCGAUUAAACACCGUUAACACCGUCAUCUGAUGUAUUUUAGAGAACAAGAAAAGGAAUGUCGCAUCUCUCUCUGGACUGUUAUCUCUGAAACGAGCAAUUGUUGGGAUCUGCUGUGAAUCUUCUCUUGACACCGGCGGGGUUUUGUUUUCACGGACGGGGCUUCGUGACGGUUAAUAAGGUGGUCUCAGGCCAAGCGUGGGUUCUGGUUUUCACGUCAACCUGCUGCUGCCUGGGAUCGUUUUUGUCAUUUUCGACGCCGGCGGGGGCACCGACUUUUAUUUCGACUCCUGUUUGUGUGUUCAGAUUGAAAUACGCAACUCAAUUGGGGAUGAAUAUUUACUCUUUGCUCUCACUCUUCUGACUGUUUUAUCCACCCUGCCUUUUGUCUCUCUGUAGUUUAGCAGCACUGUUCAUUUUUGCUGCGGAAAGAAAAACACUAAUACUGUUGAACUAACUCACUCGCAUAGACUUGCACAAGAGAGAAAAUGGUAGGAGAGUAGUAGUCAAUAUGACAGUGCGCUGAGGCCAUGUAUUUCCACUCUGAUGAAUAUUAAAAAAGAAAAGAAAAAAAGAUAUUUUGAAUGGAGUGUUGAAAUGCAGUACUUAAAGCAGGUAUCCAUGCGUUCAUUGACUUAAAGGCACCAGGAUCAUAUUCUGUGGGAUUUAUAUUAGUUUUAAAAAAUAAUAUUAAUAAACUUGGAUAACUCUUAAUUGA